CCAUCUCCCUGGCACCUGCCAACAUGGAAGGUGGCGACGGCGGCCUCGCUCUGCCUGGCCGUCCGGCUCUGGGCUCCGGAGCGGCUGCAGCGACUGUCCGGGAGCUCCUGCAGGACGAGUGUUACAGUGAUUUUUUAAAUGAAGACUUUGAUGUAAAGACUUAUACUUCUCAAUCUAUUCAUCAAGCUGUAAUUGCUGAACAACUAGCAAAACUUGCCCAAGGAAUCAGUCAGUUGGAUAAAGAACUUCACUUACAGGUCGUUGCAAGACAUGAAGAUUUAUUGGCACAGGCAACUGGGAUUGAGUCUUUGGAAGGUGUCCUUCAAAUGAUGCAGACAAGAAUUGGGGCUUUACAGGGAGCUGUUGAUAGGAUGAAAGCAAAAAUUGUUGAGCCGUACAAUAAAAUAGUAGCCCGUACUGCUCAACUAGCAAGACUUCAGGUUGCCUGUGAUUUGCUUCGGAGAAUCAUUCGCAUCUUGUAUCUCAGUAAGAGACUCCAGGGACAACUGCAGGGGGGAAGUCGAGAGAUAACAAAAGCUGCUCAGAGUCUCAAUGAGCUUGAUUAUCUUUCUCAAGGAAUAGAUCUUUCUGGAAUAGAAGUAAUAGAAAAUGAUCUACUUUUUGUUGCAAGAGCUCGACUUGAAGUGGAAAAUCAAGCUAAGCGCCUCCUGGAGCAGGGUGUGGAGACUCAGAAUCCAACCCAGGUCGGAACAGCUCUUCAGGUUUUCCAUAAUCUUGGAACUUUGAAGGAUACUAUUACCAGUGUCAUGGAUGGAUAUUGUGCUGCUAUAGAAGAAAAUAUCCACAGUGCAUUAGACAUCAAAGUUUUGACUCAGCCUUCCCAGUCAGCUGUGAGAGGGGCACCUGGACGAUCUACCAUGCCAGCCCCAGGAAACACUGCAGCGUUUCGUGCUUCCCUUUGGACCAAUAUGGAGAAACUUGUGGAUCAUAUUUUUACUGUUUGUGGCCAGGUACAACAUCUGCAAAAAAUAUUAGCCAAGAAAAGAGACCCUGUCUCUCACAUUUGUUUCAUUGAAGAAAUAGUUAAGGAUGGACACGCUGAAAUUUUAUAUACAUUUUGGAAUUCAGUUACUCAAGCACUUUCUUCUCAGUUUCAGACAGCAACAAACUCUUCUAUGUUUUUGAAACAGGCAUUUGAAGGAGAAUACCCUAAAUUAUUGCGUCUUUAUAAUGACUUAUGGAAACGUCUUCAACAAUACAGCCAAAGUAUUCAAGGAAAUUUUAAUUCAAGUGGAACUGCAGACCCCUGUGCUGACUUACAACACAUGGAAGAUGAUACACAAGACAUAUUCAUACCAAAGAAGCCAGAUUAUGAUCCAGGAAAGGCUUUGAAAGACUCUCUACAACCCUAUGAGGCUGCUUAUCUAUCAAAAUCCUUAUCUCGACUCUUUGAUCCUAUCAACUUGGUGUUUCCCCCUGGUGGUCGGAAUCCUCCUUCUGCCGAUGAACUUGAAGGUAUCAUCAAAACUAUAGCAAGUGAACUAAAUGUAGCUGCUGUUGAUGCAGACCUCACAUUAGCUGUGUCAAAAAAUGUGGCAAAGACCAUCCAGUUGUAUGGCGUAAAAUCGGAGCAGCUGCUCUCCACCCAAGGAGGUGCAAGUCAGGUGAUUGGACCUCUUACCGAAGGGCAGAGAAGAAAUGUGGCAGUAGUGAAUUCACUAUAUAAGUUGCACCAGUCGGUAACAAAGGUGGUUUCCAGUCAGAGCUCAUUCCCACCAGCAGCUGAGCAAACUAUAAUUUCAGCCCUAAAGGAAGUCCAUGUUCUUAUGGGAAAUGCUGUGCAACCCUUGCUGACUUCCGUGGGAGAUGCUAUAGAGGCCAUCAUCAUCACUAUGCAUCAAGAAGAUUUUUCUGGAUCAUUACCCAGUUCAGGAAAGCCUGAUGUUCCCUGUUCUCUCUACAUGAAGGAGCUUCAAGGUUUUAUUGCCAGAGUUAUGAGUGACUACUUUACACACUUUGAAUGCUUGGAUUUUGUCUUUGACAACACUGAAGCUAUUGCCCAAAGAGCCAUUGAACUUUUCAUCCGAAAUGCCAGUCUCAUAAGACCUCUCGGUGAAGGUGGGAAAAUGCGUCUUGCUGCUGAUUUUGCGCAGAUGGAGUUGGCUGUGGGUCCGUUCUGCAGAAGAGUAUCUGAUUUAGGAAAGUCCUAUCGAAUGCUGAGGUCAUUCAGACCACUGCUCUUCCAGACAAGUGAACACGUGGCCAGUAGCCCUGUACUGGGAGACAUUAUUCCGUUCAGCAUCAUUAUUCAGUUUUUGUUCGCAAGAGCACCCCCUGAGCUGAGAUCCCCCUUCCAGAGGGCCGAGUGGUCCCACGCGCGCUUCUCCCAGUGGCUGGAUGACCAUCCCUCUGAAAAGGACAGGCUCCUCCUCAUCAGGGGUGCCCUGGAAGCUUAUGUUCAAUCAGUUAAAAGCAGAGAAGGCAAAGAAUUUGCACCAGUUUAUCCCAUAAUGGUUCAACUGCUUCAAAAAGCUAUGUCUGCUCUUCAGUAAUAAUGUGAAGUAUUUCUUAAUGUCCAUUUUGUGCUAACCCAUCCAAGGUUGGCAAUUAAACUAACACACACAUACUCUAAAGGACAGCUACCAUCUACUAUUUUAAGAAUGUAAUUGAAUUUUUUGUAUUUCCUGAUGAUCUUUCCUGUUUACCUCUGAAGCCCUUCUACCUUAUGUAGCAUAAUGAUUCAUCACCACCACCUUCCAACUCUGUGGACCUGAUUUUUUCCAGAAAGAUACCAAACUCUUGUCUCUCCUCUCAGGCUUUUCUGUGAGGCUAUCUAAAACUUCUUUCCCAUCACCGAGUCCCCGCUGCUUCUUAAAGGAUUCGACCAGCUUAUAGUAAGUACACUGCUUCUCCCCAACCGGUAUCCUUCCUCACUGGAUAAGUAGGAAGCCCAGUGGUUUCCAUUAUUUG
Messenger RNA from Kogia breviceps (pygmy sperm whale), 2931 nucleotides. RefSeq names its product component of oligomeric golgi complex 5 (gene COG5). The record is from RefSeq and is a predicted model, not a curated record. NCBI's taxonomy places the organism in Eukaryota, Metazoa, Chordata, Mammalia, Artiodactyla, Physeteridae. Gene Ontology annotation, cellular component: COG complex. Gene Ontology annotation, biological process: intra-Golgi vesicle-mediated transport.